CGUUCGCACUGCACUCUACACACCGCAACACCAGCUGCUUGCUUUUUCCUUGCGUCGCGCGGUAUUCAAUCCUUGAACGUUCCGUCAGUUUGUGGUUCUCUUUUGUAAAUGCGAAGUAAUGGCUGCGGAUCAGGCUCAAUUUCACCAGCUGCUAAAUUCCCUGCUCUCGACCGACAACGAUGUUCGAACGCAAGCGGAGGAAGCAUACAACAACAUACCAUGCGAGGGCAAAGUGACACAUCUACUUGGAGCUAUCCAAAAUCCGCAAAUGUCCGAAGAAGCUCGGAUGAUGGCAGCUGUCCUCUUGAGGAGAUUAUUCUCCGCUGAGUUCCAGGAGUUUUACAAUCCUCUGCCACCGGAGUCGAAAGAACAGCUAAAGCAGCAGGUACUGCUUACCCUGCAACAAAACGAAAGUCCCAGCUUGCGGCGGAAGAUUUGUGAGGUGGUAGCUGAAGUGGCACGCAAUCUAAUUGAUGACGAUGGCAACAACCAGUGGCCGGAAUUCCUUCAGUUUCUAUUCCAGUGCGCUAGUGCUCCAAGCGUACAAAUGCAGGAAUCCGCACUCAGAAUUUUUUCUUCAGUCCCUGGAAUUUUCGGCAACCAGCAGGCGCAACAUCUGCAAUUGAUCAAACAAAUGCUGAUUAAAUAUUUGGAUCCGUCAUCUGAUCCAGAGGUUCGUUUUCAGGCAGUUCGAGCUGUUGGUGCCUUUAUUCUGUUGCAUGAUAAGGAAGAUGACGUCCAACGACAAUUUAACGAUCUGUUACCUCGUGUUAUCAUGAUUACGGCUGAGAGUAUCGAUCAACAAGAUGACCAAACACUAAUAAAGUUGUUGAUAGAUAUGGCUGAGAGUGUUCCAAAGUUUUUGCGACCGCAACUGGAACCGAUUUUCGAAAUGUGCAUGAAGGUUUUCAGUAGCCCAGAAGUAGAGGACAGUUGGCGUCACCUGGCACUCGAAGUAAUGGUGUCGCUAUCGGAGAACGCUCCAGCAAUGGUUCGCAAACGGGCGGAAAAAUAUGUUGCUUCACUAAUUCCGCUGGUGCUGCAGAUGAUGACCGAUUUGGAAGAUGACGAGGAGUGGUCCGUGUCGGAUGAAAUCUGCGAAGAUGACACGAGCGAUAAUAAUGUGAUCGCUGAGUCUGCCCUAGACAGGCUCGCAUGCGGUCUUGGUGGAAAAGCGGUAUUGCCUCAUAUCGUUGGUAAUAUUCCCAACAUGCUCAACAAUCCUGACUGGAAGCAACGACAUGCUGCAUUGAUGGCAAUUUCGGCAGCUGGUGAGGGUUGCCACAAGCAGAUGGAAACUAUGCUGGAAAAUAUCAUGCAAGGUGUUCUGAAGUUCUUGAUGGAUCCGCAUCCUAGGGUACGUUAUGCUGCCUGCAAUGCGAUCGGACAAAUGGCCACCGAUUUUGCACCAGUUUUCGAAAAGAAGUUCCACGAGCAGGUUAUUCCCGGGUUAUUGAGCUUACUGGAUGAUGUACAGAACCCACGUGUGCAAGCGCACGCUGGCGCGGCGCUGGUUAACUUUAGCGAAGAUUGUCCGAAAAACAUCCUUACACGGUAUUUGGAUGGUAUCAUGGCUAAGCUUGAAGCGAUUUUGACCACCAAAUUCAAGGAAUUAGUAGAAAAAGGUACUAAGUUGGUAUUGGAGCAGGUGGUUACCACUAUUGCUUCGGUAGCCGACACCACAGAGAAGGACUUCGUUGGGUACUACGACCGAUUGAUGCCUUGCCUAAAAUACAUCAUUCAGAAUGGAAACACCGAAGAGCUGCGAUUGCUGCGAGGAAAGACUAUUGAAUGUGUGUCGUUGAUCGGCCUUGCUGUUGGAGCGGAGAAAUUUAUGUCUGAUGCGUCCGAUGUGAUGGAUAUGCUGCUGAAGACCCACACCGAGGGUGACUUGCCGGACGACGAUCCGCAGACUUCGUAUUUAAUUUCGGCUUGGGCACGCAUUUGCAAGAUUCUCGGUAAACAAUUUGAGCAGUAUUUACCGCUGGUAAUGGGUCCGGUUAUGAGGACAGCAUCAAUGAAGCCGGAAGUUGCUUUGUUGGAUAACGAUGAAGUGCAGGACGUAGAAAGCGAUAACGACUGGCAAUUUGUCAAUUUGGGUGAACAGCAAAACUUUGGAAUCCGCACAGCUGGUCUAGAAGAUAAGGCUUCGGCUUGUGAAAUGUUGGUCUGCUAUGCACGUGAGUUGAAGGAUGGAUUUGCCAACUAUGCUGAAGAGGUCGUUCGUCUGAUGGUUCCGAUGUUGAAGUUUUAUUUCCACGAUGGCGUUCGCACUGCGGCGGCCGAAUCUUUACCGUAUCUUUUGGAUUGCGCUAAAAUUAAGGGACCGACCUAUUUGGAAGGAAUGUGGCUUUACAUUUGUCCGGAACUUCUGAAGGCAAUCGAUUCCGAGCCAGAGCCCGACGUGCAAGCCGAACUUUUGCAUUCGCUUGCUAAGUGUAUCGAAACGCUCGGAGCUGCAUGUCUAUCGACGGAAGCAAUGGAUGAAGUGCUUAAGCUUAUCGAUAAGUUCAUGAAUCAACAUUUCCAAAAGGAGGAAAAGCGCGCCCUAGCUCGCAAAGAAGAAGACUACGAUGAUGGCGUUGAAGAGCAACUGGCGGAGGAAGACGACGCAGACAUCUAUCUUUUGUCGAGAAUAUCCGACAUUAUUCAUGCGCUGUUCCUAACCUACAAGGAUGGAUUUUUACCCUUUUUCCAGCGAGUUGUACCACACUUUGUUAAACUGUUGGAUCCGACGAAGGCGUGGGCUGACCGACAAUGGGGAUUGUGUAUAUUUGACGAUCUGAUUGAAUACAGUGGACCAAUGUGUGCGCAAUAUCAGGCAUACUUCCUACAACCGAUGCUGGAAUACAUCAAGGACAAGCAACCGGAAGUACGACAAGCAGCGGUCUACGGAUGUGGAGUGUUGGCACAGUUUGGCGGUGAUCAGUUUUCAAUGACAUGCGCCCAAGCCAUCCAAUUGCUAGUGGAGAUCAUCAUGAUGCCGGGCAGUCGUGAACCAGAAAAUGUAAAUCCGACAGAAAACGCUAUCUCAGCUGUAACCAAGAUACUGAAGUAUAACAAUAAAGCCAUCACGAAUCCGGAUGAAAUCAUCGCUCUAUGGUUCUCCUGGCUGCCCGUUGUGGAGGACGACGAUGAGGCAAUUCACGUCUACGGAUAUCUGUGUGAUCUGAUUCAGGCGAACCAUCCGGUGGUGUUGGGUGAUAACAAUUCUAAUCUGCCUCGGAUUGUGUCCAUCUUCGCUGAAGCAUUCUAUCGAGAGGCGAUGUCUGUUGGUCACCCGGAAUCGACACGAAUGUUGGCCAUCAUCAAACAGAUCGAAGCCAGUCCGGAUAUUUUCCAGGCGUGCAUAAAUCAGUUGACGGCGGAACAGAAAACUGCGUUGGAAGAGGCAUACCGAACCGUUGCCGCUGUUGCACAGUAGGAAAAUAAGUGAAAUCAUACAUCAAUUUCUGCUACGGUUUUGCUUAUUCUCUUAAAAGGUAGAUUUUAGUUUACGAGUGCGACUGAGUGAGCAUAAAAAGGGACUGCGAACGUGAGAUAGGGCGAUAUUUUUCUGGAGGCUCUCGGCAGGAUCGGUUGUACGAGAUGAUAGGUUUUGACAUUUUGUCAGCUUUUAAGUACGUUGAACAUUUGAGAAAUAGUUGAAGUUACGCUAUGAUUGGCUUUGUGCAAAAACUAUUUUUCCAUCUGUAUGGUUCUAACCAGAUUGAGUUAAGGAGAAUAUUAUAUAUAAAAUUAUAUAGUCGUUUCUCUGCAGCAUAUACUCUAGCAUUCUAGCGAGAUUUAUUUUGUAAUUAUUUAAUCACAUUCGUUUCCCUUUUGCAGUGCGACGUAAACAAUUAACAGGCCAGUUUUAGACAGACUAGAUUGUAACUGCUUUGUCAGUUAGAUGGCAAUUCACAAUAAAAGUAGUUAAACAUCUAAUGCUCGAAACGUUACUAAACUGGGGGCUAUAUUUUGCUCUAUUGAACGGAUGCUUUUUGUCCAUUUCGAUCGAAACUAGCGAAACGCGAUGUGAUGCUAUUUUAUGAUGACAACUAUUAAUCCUGGCACAAUGUUACGCAAAGUGCUAAACGUGUUUUAUUCCAUAGCACAAAACGAUAGGUAGCUUCUUGGUUCACUCUCAUUAAGUCAGGCGUAGCUGAUCAAAGGUUUUAGAAUUGUAAAUAGUGCGUUCAGAGCCAGACAGUUUCUUUGAGCCGAAUAUGGGUUUUUAACAAAAGUAUACACGGCGUAUAAAAUGUAUUAUUAAUGGCCAUUGUUAAUUGCACGAUAUUUAACGAUUUUUUUCCUCGAUUUAGUUUGAUCUAUUAUUUGUCUUUUGACGACAUUGUUUGCAUGCUAAGCGUGCACUUACUUUCUUUUAUUAUUUAUUUGGAAAGUGUCCAUUGCUUUCUAACCAAAAAUCUACUUCGAGGGAAGAAUAAUGCCAAAUCAAUGGACUUUCCUCCGCUUCGCUUUAGCUCUUCCGCUUGGAAUUGGGCUCAGUCCACGUAGUGUGUCAUCAUUUAAACAGCAAUGAAAUUUAUGCGACAUUAAACUACAAGAUCUAUAUGCACAUUUUCCAUAUUAAAAAGGCAAAUUCUAUAUAUUAGGAUAAGAAUAAACAAUAUUCUAUCAUCCAAUUGCA
This is a messenger RNA of Wyeomyia smithii (pitcher-plant mosquito), 4633 nucleotides long. RefSeq names its product importin-5 (gene Karybeta3). The transcript is spliced from 6 exons. Gene Ontology annotation, biological process: protein import into nucleus. Gene Ontology annotation, molecular function: small GTPase binding; nuclear import signal receptor activity. The record is from RefSeq and is a predicted model, not a curated record. Gene Ontology annotation, cellular component: cytoplasm; nucleus. Bases 119 to 3424 code for a protein of 1101 amino acids. NCBI's taxonomy places the organism in Eukaryota, Metazoa, Arthropoda, Insecta, Diptera, Culicidae.